AUGGCUGAGCCGCUUGCAUACUCGUCCAAUCCCAUGGCCUCCUACUGCCAGUCUAACGUGGCCGAUUUCACCCUGUCGCAAUACCUGGCCAAGCAGGGAAUUCAGUAUCCCUGGGACACCAUUGACUCAAGCCUGUUUCACCAGAAGAACCCCAUGGACUCAAUGACCGCCGCAAACACAUCUUUUCCUCAGUAUGUGCCGGAGACAACGCAGUCCUGCAGCCAAAACAAUCUCCUGGGGCGAUGUGCUGGCGAGCACGAAGUCGCAAACAGCGUUUCCAGCUACGACUACAAGCUGCUCGAUCUUGAGCCGUCUCUUUCUGAUUCCUCAGCCUGUUCCGAAGUCGAAGAUUGUGCGACGACAAGGAUAACGCUGCAGCAAACGCCGCAGAACUCGACGACCACACGAAGACGGAGCCGCGAGAAGCGCGCCAACAACAAGUCAAGAAAAGUCACGGCAAAGACAGCUGCGUCUCUAGAUCAGACGUACCCCUACAGAAUCUCCAAGUCCAAGAGGACAACAAGUUCGAGUAGUGACAGCGAAGAUAUCGAACGGACGACGCUCGCAAAGCAGACCCACUCGGAGAUUGAGCGCAAGUACCGAAACAAUCUGAACGCGAAAAUGCUGCAGCUGCAUCGCACCUUGGAGAGCACGAGCCGGAUGUCAAGCAGCAGCAGCAGCAGCAGCAGCAGCGACGACAGCGACUCGUCACAGCAAGCUCAGCCGGAGCAGCAGCCGCGAAAGUCAGACAUUCUGAGCAAUGCGUUGCAAUACAUUGACGAGUCCGAGCUGGAGAUGCGGCACAUGUCGGACGAGAUCCUGCGGUUGAAGAAUCGGCUGGUGGUGUUGCAGCGCAUGGUUCGGUGCGAGGGCGAUUGUGAUGCGCUCAAACAGAUAGUGAAGAUGAAAAUGGCAUCAUGA
Molecule: messenger RNA, 921 nt
Organism: Fonsecaea multimorphosa CBS 102226
Lineage: Eukaryota; Fungi; Ascomycota; Eurotiomycetes; Chaetothyriales; Herpotrichiellaceae
Exons: 1
Coding region: 1-921 (306 amino acids)
Molecular function (GO): protein dimerization activity
Source: RefSeq, a predicted model, not a curated record